Trametes versicolor FP-101664 SS1 is the source of this 1110-nucleotide messenger RNA. RefSeq lists its product as uncharacterized. NCBI's taxonomy places the organism in Eukaryota, Fungi, Basidiomycota, Agaricomycetes, Polyporales, Polyporaceae. The transcript has 5 exons. The record is from RefSeq and is a predicted model, not a curated record. Bases 31 to 876 code for a protein of 281 amino acids.
CCCGCUCUUUCCGCCUCUCAUCCUCGAGCCAUGUCUGUCCCUCCUGCCGUCCUGCGCCGUCUCAUGCGCGAGCUUGCUGAGCUCCGAACCAAUCCCCCUGAGGGAAUACGCGUCGUUACGAACGAAGACAACAUGUUGGACGUGACAGGCAUCAUCGAGGGCCCAGAGGGCACGCCGUAUGCGGGAGGAUACUUUAGGGUUAGGUUCCAAUUCACGGAGGAGUUCCCCGCCGCGCCACCGAAAUGUUGGUUCUCCACCAAGAUCUUUCAUCCGAAUGUCUCGACAUCAGGCGAGAUUUGUGUGAACACGCUCAAGAAAGACUGGAAGUCGGCUUAUGGAAUAGGCCACAUCCUUCUCACGGUGAAGUGCUUGCUCAUCUACCCCAAUCCCGAGUCCGCGUUGGAUGAGGAGGCUGGAAAACUGCUGCUCGAGGACUACAACACGUAUUGUGAGCGCGCACGGCUCAUCACGAGCGUGCACGCGAAACCAAAGGUGCGGCCGGCGGAAUUCAACACACCAUCGGCGUCAGAAGCUACCGCUACGCCGGCGGCUUCGACGUCGAAAGUUCUGCCAACCGCAACCACAACAAUAUCCUCGAAAGCCACAUCUCCGCCACCAUCCACCCCGUCACAGCCCCUUCAUCCAUCAACGCCCAACACCUAUCCGUCCACGACGCCGUCGCCGAAUCUAUCCGCUGAGAAGAAGACAGCAACGAAGGAGCGCCUACCUUCGCCAUCACCUCUUGGAACAGCAGAUUCCAACAUCGCGGUCAAUGUACCCACAGAUGCUACGGCGACAAACAAGGCGGUCAAGCGAGCGGCGGUAACCACUGGGGCGGGUGGUGAGAAGCGGAAGAAGGCCCUGAAGCGACUGUGAGAUCCUGUUACCGGUCGGGGUAUAUGCGCGCCGCGAACCUCCCAUGGAUUGCAUUGAGGCCCUAUGUUCUUGCGCUCAUGGGCGCACCUGCGAUAGGUGUAUGUAUCUGUAGGGCACUUGGACAUUAUUAGCUAGGCUUGGAUGUGUCUAGGUAUCUGUUGUUAUGAUUACAUGCUGUUGCUGUCCACAUCAAUCCUUGCCUAUGCUCUCCGCUAAUCUACCUCCCCGACUUCC